Asterias rubens (European starfish) is the source of this 2048-nucleotide messenger RNA. Its product is annotated as growth/differentiation factor 10-like. Lineage: Eukaryota; Metazoa; Echinodermata; Asteroidea; Forcipulatida; Asteriidae. The coding region runs from base 488 to 1855 and encodes 455 amino acids. The transcript has 3 exons. Gene Ontology annotation, cellular component: extracellular region. The record is from RefSeq and is a predicted model, not a curated record. Gene Ontology annotation, biological process: SMAD protein signal transduction; BMP signaling pathway. Gene Ontology annotation, molecular function: cytokine activity; growth factor activity.
GUGAGACAGACGAGUACUUGGUGUUUCUCAGUGCAGGCAGCUCCUAUGUAGUCAGAGGUAGUAGAGGACCCAUCACUGCAGGGUUGUCAAGUCAUAACCAACAAAGAAGGCACUGUUUUUAGUUACUUCGUGACUUCGUGCCGAAUUCUGUAUAUCAAACGACGUGAUCGGCAUUUCGUUUUUAUAUUUCAAUCUUAUAGUCGCAUUUGCUCCUUUGCCAGUUUUCUUUAUAUUUUGUCAGCGGUUGCGGGACUUUACAAGAACUACUGCUUUGUGCUCGAGCUUUUGGGAGGACGUGUAUGGUCAGGUGCGAUAAAACGACCUCAACAGGAACAUCUAAUGCUGAGUCACAAAUUACCACAAAAAUAGAACCUUACUAACGCAACACAAAAAUACAACGUUAAAACUACCUACAAAAGGCGUUAAUCAUGGUGUGAUUUGAAGUAACUUACAACCGAAGAAACGAUCCUUGUAAUUCUAACUAUAAAUGGCUGGGAGUAGUUCCCGUUAUGUUGCGAAGGUGUUUAUUAUCAGCUGCAUUGGUGUGAUGCUGUGCAGUGGACUGCCAUCCACGAAACCUGCUAAGCAUGUAGAUUCUUCAAGCUGGUUUGAACUUCCCGGUGAAUCUCCGACAGGUAUGGAUCCAGUGAUUGACGGUGCCGUUCAUCCACCAAAGCACAUCAUGAAAAUCAUGAAGAAACUCACAGUCAAUCAUGAGCUUCUGAGAGGCCGUGGAAACACAGUCCGUAGUGUCUUACCAAGACACGAGUUGGCAUGCAGUGAGUUAAUGUAUGUAUUCACAGUGAGACCACAUACAUCAGAGGAUUUUAAAGCAGCUGAGCUUCAAUACUUCGCUUCGAAGCAACUCACUACAAUGGAUUCUAACUCAGUCCUCAGCAUUCAAGUUCAUUUAAUUGAAGACACCCCGACUAGAUGCCGAUUGAUGGGGAUUCAUCGUCAGCCUUCACCAGGUCGUAGAUGGCGCACUUUGGAUAUCACUUCUCACCUUGUCCACAUCAUGAACGCGACAAAAUCAACCACUUCAAAAUUAGUUAUUGGGGUGUCAUUUAAGGUACUCGCCGGGUCACAUAAUACACCACAUGAUCGUGACGUCAUUGAGAGGGUUAUCUCAAAUCAUGCGCGCCCAUUUCUUCUGAUGUACGCGCUUGAAGACGAGAGUAACGAUAAAAACUCUGCACUGCCUUGGGCUAAAGAAGAAGCCAGGAAACUGCACUAUGAACAAACAGUCCACUCUAGACACGCAAGGAGCAUUGAUACUAAAACAUACCCAAUACUCACCAAUGAGUUCCCAGAGGAUGGGAAAACGAAUCUUGCACACCAAGCUACUUUCCAACACUUCACUGAACAAGACAGCAACAGACGCAAAGAGAAGAAACGCACUGGUAAAAAGCGCAAAGGUCACAGCAAAAAGCGCGGCAAAGCACCACUAUUGGACCCGACAAGCUCAUUAUCGGAUGAUGUUAAAGAACCUGUGCUGAAUGGUGAUGAUGCUAUGAACACCGUGAAUCCCAGUAAUGGUGUCUGCUCAAGACAUCCAAUGUUUGUUAACUUUAGUACAAUGAACUGGGAUAGGUACGUGAUUGCACCAUCAGGAGGAUUCGAGGCUUACUAUUGUGCAGGAUCUUGCAGCUUUCCUCUCUCAAAGACGUCCAACCCGUCAAACCAUGCCCAUAUCCAGAGCGUAAUGAGUGCAGUAACAUCUCAAGACAUACCACCACCGUGCUGUGUUCCACAGAGCAUGUCACCGCUCAGUAUCCUGUAUUUCAACGAAGAGAAUGACGUGGCUCUCAAGACGUAUCAGAAUAUGGUGGUCGAGUCGUGUGGUUGCCGUUGAGCUAAAAACAACAGAUGGAGAAUAAACUUACGUUGUCAAUUAUUAAAGCUAUAACAUUAUGUAUAUACAAAUGGUUAUUCCAACUUGAUUAUUGUAAAAGAGCAUAUUAUUACACUAAAAUUGUAUAACCUAAUUUUUGGAAUGUAGUGUUUAAAGGCACUUGGACACUAUUGGUAAUUACUCAUAAUAAUUG